GGAAGGAAAUCCACUGAUAACCGCAAGUGGGGUUUCGAGUGCUUCCUUACUGCCGCCCCAUUUUUAAAAACUUAAGCUUCGCAGAGUAUCAUAACCGUCUAACUGUAUGCUGAGAGGGAGAAACUGUUGAAUGCGCUAGCCUGGGAAAAGAACAUCAAAGGCGAUACUCGGAACUAAUGCGCAUGCGUAACGGGAGGGAGGGGUGGGAAGUGUUGCUCGGCGAGAGCUAAUUGGGAGCGGCUCGAUUUGGGUCCUGUCGAGAGCGGUGGUGAGGGGCACGCGCGCACGCGCUUGCGAUCGUGGUUGGAAAAGACGCGAGGUGCGCUAUGAGGAACUUGGGUGGGGGGAGGAGAGGAAGUCGGCAGAAGCGGCCUUAGCGCUCUGCCCCGCCCCCCGACCCGGAGGAGACGGAGGAAGUGGGAAACUGAGGGACCCGGGGGUUGGCGGCGGCGUCUUCAGCGUCCACAGGUGAAGAAUCGUUUCCAGUCGAUGAAGUUUUCUUCUCUUCCCGCUCCCUCCGUGUGUCCUUUCUCACAACUUCGGACUACUGAAUCUCUUUUCCCGAAGAAGUGGCUUGUCCCUGGGAAUGAUGUCUAUAGUCUACGGUUCUAAAUAAGUACUGUUGGGACUGGAUUUGAGUAUAGUCAUUUGCCUUUCCAUUGUUUGGCGCAAGUACUCUCUGCUGGGUUUUGGCAUUUGUUAAACAAACAAAUAAACAUCAAACCGGAGGUGCUGAUGGGAAUCGUACUUUAUCUGGGCCUUGCCACGUGUUGAGACAUUAUUAGAAGAAACUAACAAUCAUGUAAUUCUUAAGAUGCUAAAGCUGGAGUGAGAUGCUUGCAAGAAUCAACUCAUUACUUUUAUGUGCCCUACUUGAAGUUUGAUGAUUCUGCACUAAGUCCAGAAACCUGCUAUGAGAACCUGUGCUGUUUUGGCACUGUCUACAGAGUUGUCAAGUUGCAAUUAAGUGCCUUGCCUUUGGAUCAUAACGUAACAAAAACAAAACUGGCUGCAGCAAACCGCUGUUUAUUUAUUCUGUAUUUGUGAUCAUUCUCAAACUACAUUUAAAAAGACAAAAAUGUCGUUCUUUAACUUCCGGAAGAUCUUUAAGUUGGGAGGUGAAAAGAAAAAGAAGCAGUAUGAGCAUGUCAAGAGAGAUCUGAAUCCAGAGGAUUAUUGGGAAAUUAUAGGAGAACUUGGUGAUGGUGCUUUUGGCAAAGUAUUCAAGGCUCAAAACAAAGAAACAAAUGUCCUGGCUGCUGCAAAGGUGAUUGAUACCAAAUCAGAAGAAGAACUUGAAGACUAUAUGGUUGAAAUUGAUAUCCUAGCAUCAUGUGAUCAUCCCAAUAUCGUGAAACUUCUAGAUGCUUUUUAUUAUGAAAAUAAUCUUUGGAUCCUGAUUGAAUUCUGUGCUGGUGGUGCAGUGGAUGCUGUAAUGUUGGAACUUGAGAGGCCGUUAACAGAACCACAGAUCAGGGUAGUUUGCAGGCAGUCUCUUGAAGCACUGCAUUAUCUACAUGAAAAUAAGAUAAUCCACCGGGAUCUAAAAGCUGGCAAUAUUCUUUUCACAUUAGAUGGAGACAUAAAACUAGCCGAUUUUGGUGUGUCUGCUAAAAAUACAAGGACAAUUCAGAGGCGGGAUUCUUUCAUUGGUACCCCAUAUUGGAUGGCUCCUGAAGUGGUAAUGUGUGAGACAUCUAAAGACAGACCUUAUGAUUAUAAGGCUGAUGUUUGGUCUUUAGGCGUUACCUUAAUAGAAAUGGCUGAAAUAGAACCACCUCACCAUGAACUGAACCCUAUGCGUGUUCUGCUGAAAAUUGCCAAGUCUGAACCGCCUUCUUUGGCACAACCUUCAAAAUGGUCAGCUGACUUUAAAGACUUCUUAAAAAAAUGUUUGGAGAAGAAUGUAGAUGCCAGAUGGAGCACUGCUGAACUUCUCCAGCAUCCAUUUGUUACUGUCACUUCCAAUAAACCAAUCCGAGAACUGAUUGCAGAAGCUAAGGCUGAGGUUACAGAAGAAGUUGAAGAUGGAAAGGAUGAAGAUGAAGAGGAAGAAUCUGAAAAUUCUCUGCAGUUACCCACAAAUAAGCGAGCCUCAUCUGACCUCAGUAUUGCUAGCUCAGAAGAGGAUAAGCUUUCACAGAAUACCUGUCUUCUGGAAUCCGUUUGUGAAAAAACAGAACAUGCAUCUUCAGUAGAGACUAGUACUGAUACACCUGUAGAUGAAAAAGUGACAGUUGAGGCCAACAGAAUUAAAAUUGAAAAAUCCAAUGAAAACAUAGCUGAUUAUACUACCCAAGAAAAUACUGAAAAGCUGCAGAAUGGAACCAUUUUACUGGGAGAAGAUGUGGAAGCAAAGGAAAGUAGAGUUCAAAGUACAGUGUUGAUAGAAGAUUUUGUAUUGCAAAAUGAAGGAAAAGAAAUUGAUGCUGUUGUAACUGAAACAAAUAUUGACCCCAAGAAAGAGAAUGACUUUGCAAAUGAACAAAAAAUAACACCUGAACCUGAAAGCAGCAAUGCAGAUUUUAUAGAAGCAAUACCUAAAGAGACUGAGAAGGAAGAAGAAAAAUGUGGUGGUACAGACUUUCAAGGAAAUGAAGCCAGGAAAGAAAUGAAAGUAGAAAGAAUUGAAAAAGUUAAGGAGUUGCAAGACAGCAUAUGUGAAAAAAGUGGCCUGACACAAUCUGAAAUUCAGAUAAGUGAAAUCAUUACUGAUGCUGGUGAGUCUCAGGUGAGAAAUACAGAUUAUUCAAGUGAGGAACUACAGGAGCAAAUAAAAGUGGAUCCCAGCAGUGCUCCAGAGACUGCUGGGAAAUCUUUGAACAGUGAUGUAGAUGAGAUGCUUGAAAGUGUACAGAAGUCAACAGAGAAUAUUGCUGUGGAAGCUCAGGAAAAAGGUUCCUCUGAACCAGUUCCUUUUAAAGAAGGCCAAGUAACUGAUUCUGUUCAGCAGCUAGUUGAGAGAAAUAUGGACAGGGCCACUGAAGUAAAGGAAACAGACAUCGAAGUUUCAACAGGAAUGGAAGACAAGGAGAAGCAGUCUGUAAAAUAUGACAGCUGGCAUACUGAUGAGAAAAGCAAAACUGAGGAAAACAGCAUUGGUCACCAAACUGAAGAAUCUGACCAUAAAUUAGAAAGAGCUGAGGAAAAUCACAAAGCUGACCUUCAGAUAGACACCGAGCUUCCAGUGGUUUCCAGUGACGUAAAGACUGAUACAGUCAUCAGACAGCCAUAUACAAAUGAGUUAUUUCCAGUACCCAAUAUUAGCAUUAGCGAUGUUGAAGAAGUGAAAGAUCAAUUAGGCAUCCAGUGUAGUUUUCAAAACUCACGGCAUCUUGUUCAUGAAAACUCUAAAGAAAAUGAUACUGAUUCAGGCACUGGUUCUACAGCUGACAACAGCAGCAUUGAUUUGAACUUGUCCAUUUCCAGCUUCCUUACUAAAAACAAGGAUAGUGGCUCAAUGUCUUUACAAGAAACUAAAAGACACAAGAAAACUUUAAAGAAAACACGCAAAUUUGUUGUUGAUGGAGUAGAAGUAAGUGUGACUACUUCUAAAAUAGUCUCUGACAGUGAUUCUAAAAGUGAAGAAUUGCGGUAUCUUCGGCGGCAAGAAUUACGGGAAUUACGACUUCUUCAAAAAGAAGAGCAGCGAGCUCAACAGCAGCUCAGUAAUAAACUGUUACAACAACGAGAACAGCUGUUCAGGCGCUUUGAACAGGAAAUGACAAGUAAGAAGCGGCACUAUGACCAAGAAAUUGAAAACCUUGAAAAACAGCAGAAACAGACAAUAGAACGCUUAGAACAGGAACAUACAAAUCGCUUACGUGAUGAAGCAAAACGCAUAAAAGCAGAACAGGAGAAAGAGCUGACCAAGUUCCAGAACAUGUUGAAAAACAAAAAAAAAGAGGUUUUUAAUGAAGUGGAGAAAGCACCAAAAGAGCUGAGAAAAGAGCUCAUGAAACGCAAGAAAGAGGAGCUUACCCAAUCCCAGCAUGCUCAGGAACAAGAGUUUGUGCAGAAGCAGCAACAAGAACUGGAUGCAUCACUAAAGAAAAUAAUUCAACAGCAAAAAACUGAGCUAGCCACUAUUGAACGGGACUGUCUUAAUAACAAGCAACAACUCAUGAGAGCCCGUGAAGCUGCAAUAUGGGAGCUUGAAGAGAGACACUUGCAGGAAAAACACCAACUGCUCAAACAGCAACUGAAAGAUCAGUAUUUCAUGCAGAGACACCAGCUGCUUAAACGUCAUGAAAAAGAAACAGAACAAAUGCAAAGAUAUAACCAGAGGCUUGUUGAGGAGCUAAAAAGCAAGCAAACCCAGGAAAAAGUCAGACUGCCCAAAAUCCAACGCAGUGAAGCAAAAACUAGAAUGGCAAUGUUCAAAAAAAGUCUAAGGAUUAACUCAUCAAGCACUCCAGAACAGGAUCGUGAGAAGAUUAAGCAGUUUGCUGUUCAAGAAGAAAAGAGGCAUAAAAAUGAAAGACUGGCUCAGCAUCAGAAGCAUGAAAAUCAAAUGCGGGACCUCCAACUGCAAUGUGAAGCCAACAUUAGAGAAUUGCACCAGCUACAGAAUGAAAAAUGCCAUCUACUGGUUGAACAUGAGACUCAAAAAUUAAAAGAGCUGGAUGAAGAACACAGCCAAGAAUUAAAAGAAUGGCGAGAGAAACUGAGACCCAGGAAAAAGACGUUAGAAGAAGAAUUUGCUCGGAAGCUUCAAGAACAGGAGGUUUUCUUUAAAAUGUCUGGAGAAUCUGAGUGCCUUAAUCCAUCAACACAAAGUCGGAUUUCUAAAUUCUAUCCAAUCCCUAGCCUGCACUCCACUGGAUCAUGAAUCCAGGAACCUCUGCAGGGUUUUGUAGGGUUUCUUCUGUGGUAUUUUAAGUUUCCAUCUUCAGCUUCUGCAGUGAUGAAAUCUGCAUCCAAGGACCUUUAUCCACUUUCAGUGGAGAUAGUUGAUGGUGUAAUUUUUUUUCUUGUUUGUUUUUAUGCUGGGAGACUAUCUAACAUAGAAGCACAGAUGCUGGUCUUGAAUUGUGACAUGGGAUCUUUCCUGUAGUUUAAGAAUAGAUAGCCUUUAGAAAACUGGUCUCAAAGAUGUGGUAUCCAACUAUGUUGGUGUUGAAAAAUCAUCCUAAAUUAUUAGUGAUAAACUGUAAUACCCCAACAAUAAAUGAAUAUAAAGGAUUCUUAGGCUAGCAUACUACUGUUAAUUUUAAUCAGAUCUUCAUUAUGCCCAUUACUUUGUGUGUGAAUUGGUUGCCUCAUUAUAUUCAGUGCCUGAAACCCUUGAACAUGUUGGGUAUUAUUAUUAUUAUUUUUUGCAAGAGGGUCAUAUUUCUUUGUUGUUACAGAAACCCAUUUUAGUGUUAUUAAUAUAUCUGGAAGAGAAAUGCUUGCUUCCUCUUCUGUCAGAUCCUUAUCCUAUAAUAUUUUGUACCUAAAUAUAUAAAAACUAAUUCUGCCAAUAUUAAAAGGCACGGUACAGUGUUUUUUUCUUCUUCCCUAUUUCAGGCUACUUGUUGUCUGCAAACUGAAAUGAAACAGCAGAAUUGAUUUAUCAAAAUAAAGUGUGCAUAAUUUACCUAUUCUUGAUCCUACUUUAUAGAAUGUGGACUGAAUUAGUUGUUAGAUUCUCUUCUAAUGAAAUCCAGUAGUUCAGUGCUCUAGAGCAGAAAAUUAUCAAAAAUGCUUAAAUCAGUGCUGACAUAUCUGGAGCAAGGGGUGCAGUUUCACAGGUAGCAAUUUCAAAACAUUAAUUGAUUUAUAGAUGGGUUUAAGUUAAAUUAUAGACACAUAGCUUAAACUGAUUCAUGGUUUGGCUAUGGUAUGACUAAAAUGUUAAAAUUUUAUUUCAGACAUUCGUUGUACUGUAACUUAUUUGUUGUUGGGGUGGGAUGGAAAUAUUUAUCACACUGUUGACAGGGGAUGUAACUGCAUUUGAUAAAAACUGCAGCCUUUGAGGUAUCUGAUUUGAGUCAUAUCAAAUACAGUAUUGUAACUGUGUUUUUGGUAUGCCGAAUUUGUAAUAUAAAUAUCGGUUACUUCUCCUUUGAGGCCUAAUCUUUUAGUAGAUAUGAUGAUGAUAUGUAAGUUUUCACAUUUUGUGAUCUCCAUUAAAUGCAAAAAUAGUUGUUUCUUUAAAACAAUAUUAUGUCAGCAACAUUCCUGCAUGUGAAGGAAAUGGAUCAUAAAAUUAAAUAGUCCUUUUAUCAGGUUUGGCCAAUGGUAGGGUUAUAAAACACAAGUACUGAACUUCAUAUUAUCCGGUCAGGUUGUUUAAUGGUGAUAGUAUAGUAACUAUAGUUUUUUUGACCAUGCAUGUUUUAAGUUGCAUUUUGUUUUUCCUAAAUUAUAGUUUACUUAAAAAUACUACUUAGCUAGCCUUUAAUAUCUUGCAUUUCAUUUUAUCAGUACCUAUUGUGUAGCAGGUUGCAAAUUCACAAUGUUCAUCACUAAAAAUGUUGCAUUUUGUUGUAUACAACGUUCUGAUAUUUGUUUAUCUCAAAUAGCUUAGAUAGGAUGAAAAACUAUUCAAAAGCUUUUACUUUUUUUAACUGCAUCUUUACAAAGUAACCAGUAUUGAUUAUAACAUUAAAUACUAUUGUCUGUCUAACAAACAGAUAAUCUGUUUACAAAUCUCAA
Molecule: messenger RNA, 6642 nt
Organism: Heteronotia binoei (common prickly gecko)
Lineage: Eukaryota; Metazoa; Chordata; Lepidosauria; Squamata; Gekkonidae
Gene: SLK
Product: STE20 like kinase
Exons: 20
Coding region: 1079-4831 (1250 amino acids)
Biological process (GO): protein phosphorylation
Molecular function (GO): protein serine/threonine kinase activity; ATP binding; protein binding
Source: RefSeq, a predicted model, not a curated record